This is a messenger RNA of Galleria mellonella (greater wax moth), 3294 nucleotides long. It is a transcript of the gene Myd88, whose product is annotated as myeloid differentiation primary response protein MyD88. Lineage: Eukaryota; Metazoa; Arthropoda; Insecta; Lepidoptera; Pyralidae. Gene Ontology annotation, biological process: Toll signaling pathway; MyD88-dependent toll-like receptor signaling pathway; innate immune response. Gene Ontology annotation, molecular function: Toll-like receptor binding; TIR domain binding. Bases 219 to 1358 code for a protein of 379 amino acids. The record is from RefSeq and is a predicted model, not a curated record. The transcript has 6 exons. Gene Ontology annotation, cellular component: plasma membrane.
AUACUUACACACAAUCAGUAGUUGAAAAUAUAACUUAGUGAUUACUUGCUCUGUGUUUGUAGGUUUCAUCAUUCUUCUAUUCACACUAAAAUUGUAAAAGAUGUGAAUUUUUAAUUUUCUGUUUAAUUUGUGAUGAUAAAUUCCUUCAAUGGUUUAAUUUCUAAAGAACAAUUAUUGGAAAAUAAUAAACUCCCUAUAAAGGAGUCGGAGAUAUCAUAAUGGACGGUCACAACGUUGAUAUCGACUUGUAUGCAGUACCCUUGAAAUCUCUUGGAUAUGAUUUUCGGACAUUAACGUCGUGUUUACUAAAUUCUAAGAAGAUAUUACCUGCAGACGGACCAGACCGACUCUCCAGAGAUUGGCGAGGCAUAGCAUCACUAAUUAACAUAUCAAAUGAGGUAGUUGAAAGUAUAUAUGGGUUGGCAGACAAGACGGCAAAAGUUAUUGACCUAUGGUGCCAAAAACGAGAUGGAACAGCCACGCUUGGGAAACUGAUGGAGUAUCUGCAGCUCAUAGACAGAUAUGAUGUGUAUGAUGACCUACAGGAUCUUAUUAAAAGAGGCCGGAUUACUGUGCCGAAAAACAAUCAGGUGGCGUUAAAUAGCAAUCAACUGGCCGAGAUAGAUGAACGUGACAAAGUGAUCACGUAUGAUGACCGCCGCGAGGGCUUCCCGCAGCUGUACCACGCGUAUGUCCUGUAUGCCGAGGAGGAUUGGGACUUUGUCAAUGAACUGCUGACUAGGAUGCGAGCUGAGGGGUUCAAGCUGUGCACGAUCCUGGACCUGGAGCCCGGGCACGAGACGCAGUACGCGCCGGUCGCGCAGCUGAUCUCUGAGCGAUGUCACCGCAUCAUCCUGGUGUACUCGCCGGCGUUCCUCAGUAGCCGCGCCAAUACCUUCUACACGGAUUAUGCACAAGCCGUCAGUAUUGAAUCCAAGCAGCACAACAUUAUCCCGAUAAUCUAUCGCCCGUGCCGGUUGCCUGUCAACCUGACCUACUACCACAAGCUCAUCUACCGUCCGGAGAAGUGGGCGCCGUACAACUUUUGGGAUAAACUCAGCGAGUCGCUGCGACAGGUCCGGCUACCGAGAACGAACGGCAUGUGCGACUCAUCGUCUACUCUGAAUAUAACGGAAAUGUCGUCGGGCAGCGUGAGCGACUACUUGCUGUCGGGCUCGCAGCUCAGCGAGAGCGCAAGCAUGAGCGACAUGGACACGACCAAUAUAGUCAUCACGCACCCAGACGAUAGCGGCUCCAUCAGCGACUUCAGCACGCACGGCAGGGAGAAGAAGAAGAAUGGAGUGUUCCGGAAAGUCCGGAAGCUCUUCAAAGGCAAGGACUCCAAGAAUUGUAGUUGAGUUGCUGACAUGUUGUGAAUACUUCGUAUGAAUACAUCGACCAGAGGGAGACUUUGUACAAAAAUCGAUUACUUGGGCACCUCUGUCCCAUUCGUGUUUCAACCGUGAAGCAGUUGUGUUUGCAUGGCUGUGUUUCGGUUUGAAGGGUGGGAUAUGGCGUGAAUUUAUAGGGUACAGAGGAAUAACACCUGAGUCCUCAGGAAUGGCAAUGCAUGGGGUGUAUCAUGGGUGAAACAGUAUACUCUGUUAUGUCCAUGGUACUGCUCAUGUCUAUAGGCGACGGUUAUCACUUUCAAUCAGGGGGGUCUUCAGCUUGUUUGCCAUUCUAAGAUGUAUAAAAAAAAAAUAUUGAAGAAAGGUGAUUAAGCAAAUUAACAUUACAAGUGGUCUUUUCGAAUGAUUUAUUGCGUUAUUUAAUUUUAUAAUCUCCAUUUCUUGUAUAAAAUAUGUUACGAUUAGAGGAUUGUUUAUAUUUCAGGUAUAUGCAGAUUUUUUAGUAUUUUUUUUAAUGGGUAAUAAUGGAAUGGUUACCCCGCCUAUGUUAUCGGUAUACACCGGUGGGGCACCAGCGAUGGAUGAUAAAUGAGGAUGAAGUAGGUCAGUUAGCCCAUCGUGACGAAUUCAACAAGAAUUGUUCACGAUGGCAUCCAGGGGGAACCACGUGGAGGUCGACCUAAUAGGGCAUAUUGCUAGCAAUGGGGCUGUCAAACUCUAUUGCUAACAAUCCCUUUUCCCCCUGAUAUUUUAGUAUUGUAAAAUAUGUACAUAUAGUAAUGAAUUUUUACAUAUUUUUUUUUAAUCUAUAAAAAUGGUUAAUUUCCCCAUUUAUAAAAAAAAAAUUUGGUAAUCGAUGAUUAAUCAUCUUCAUCAUCAUCAUAUAAGCUUUUAACUGUUCACCGCUGAAUAUAAACCUUCCCAUUGGUGUUGCUAGUAGUUGCAACACUUGGCACGCGGAUUGGCAACCGCAGUUAGGCUUUGGAGAUGUUUUAAGAGAGAUGCUACUGCCCAUCUCUCGCCAUCCCUUAGUUGCCUCUUACGACACCUAUGGGAAAGAAAGGGGUGGCUAAUUCUAUGCCAGGACCACACGGCCAAUUGAUGAUUAUUUGAUAUUAAUAUUUCAUAGUUUAUACUCAAUAAUUUGUUAUAAUAAAUUAAUUUAGUUUUAUUGUUGGUAAAGGUAAUCUAUGUUAACCAAUCUAAGUCACGAAUUUUAUUUGCUAUAUAGAAAACAGGUUAUAUGGCCAUGUUGUGAUAUGAGGGGGCCUUUGUACAAAAGUUGAUUGCUUGAGUACCUCUGUCCCAUUCGUGUUUCAACCGUGAAGCAGUUGUGUUUGCAUGGCUGUGUUUCGGUUUGAACGGUGGGAUAUGGCGUGAAUUUACUGUGUACAGAGGAAUAACACCUGAGUCCUCAGGAAUGGCAACGCAUGGGGGGUAUCUUGGGCGAAACAGUAUACUCUGUUAUGUCCAUGGUACUGCGACCACUUUCCAUCAGGUGGGUCUUCAGCUUGUGUGCCAUUCUAAGUUGUAUAUAAAAAGAAAUGUUUGUUUGUAAAAAAGAGAUCCGUGACUAGAAUAAAAUGUCUUCCGUAAAUUGUGAUACACUUGAGAAUGCAAAAAUUGUAUAAAAUUUACAUUUGUUUACGUGAUUUUCAUUAUUUAGAUAUUAAAAAAAUUAUAAUUGGAUGCAUUUUAAAUAUGAUCUAUUAUUAUGAAUAAUUUUAAAUUGUACGUAGUACAGGUGCAUGUUACAAUUGUGAUUUAUAAUAUAUUUUUAUAAAAUUUUAUUGUAUGUUAAGGAAUAAAUUUAUACAGCUAUUUGCAUUUAGCUACUGUCAGAUGCCUUAAAACGGAACGUGUAAUGGGUACACAAAAUGUAUAAAUGUUGAUGUUGAUCGAUAUUGCUGUUUACUAAAAAGAAUAAACUGAUUAAAUUUGU